CAUGGCAGUGGCUGUGGUCAGUGUUGCCUGCGCUAACUUGGAAUGGUUUUAAAUCCCACGCAGCCUCGCUUAACCCACCGCACAGGCAUUCAUCAGCAAGCUCUACCGUGGAUCGAUGUUGCUCUAACCCCAGAGGUCGACCUGUCGCACAUACAGCGAGAAAUGAUCAGUAGCAGCAGCGUCUAUGGCCUAAAGAUGCAGUGGACCCCAGAGCACGCGCAGUGGGCGGAGCAGCACUUUGACAUCACCUCCACCACGCGCUCGCCGGCCCACAAGGCCGAGGCUUACCGGGGCCACCUGCAGCGCGGCGGCAGCACCUACCAGUACGCCUGGGCCAACGACGACAUCUCUGCACUCACCGCCUCCAACCUGCUCAAGAAGUACGCUGAGAAGUACUCUGGCAUCUUGGAGAUGCCCAGUGAGAGGGCCCUGCUGAACUCCUACGCCGAGGCCGGGAUGAACGGCAGAAAGGGGGAGGGCGAGGCCUGGCAGGAGGGGGUAUACUGCGUCCCCGAGGGGAUGUCCAUGAGGAAAGGAGGGGUGGCGGCGGAGGUGGCUGGUAUGUGCAGCUCUCCGUCCCCGAGCCUGGCCUCCAGCGGCCUGACAGAGCCUGGUUACUCCAGCAGCAGCUGUGGUAGUCACACCGCCACGGCCCUCCACUCCUCUGCAGGCUCCUCUCAGGAAUACGGCCACAGCUACAGUGGCUCCUACCUGGGCUACAGCUCCCAGGUCACCACCUCCCCGCUGCACAGCUCCGGUCUCUUACAGCCCCCUCCUCCGCCCCCACACCCCUCCCUGGUCCCGGCCUACAAUGGGGGAUCCUCCAACCUUUCGUGCUACAAUUACCCACAUGCCGGCUACCCCUCCCAGAGCUCUGUGGGGCCAGGCUACAGCCCUGGGGGAGCCCCCCCUCCAUCCUCCUACCUACCGUCAGGGAUCGCCGCUCCCACCCCCCUGCCCCCCUCCUCCACGCUCCCCGGGUACCCCUACCAGUCGCACAACCUUGGCCCCAUUGCGCUCACGCCUCUGAAUGGCAGCUCGUCCAACUCUCUGAAGAGAAAAGCCUUCUACAUGACAGGGCAAGGGGAGAUGGACUCCACUUAUGGAAAUUUUGUCUACGGCCAGGCGCGCAGCACCGCAGAGAGCCCCAUGUACAGGGUACCGGACAGCAGCAUCUCAAAUGCGGGCGGCGGAGGGAAUGGUUUUGACAGGAACGCUGGCAAGUCAUCUUUGCCGUUUAAUACCCAAAAGCAGCCCAUGGCCUCUGAGCAGUCUGCGGGUGGAGCCCUCACCCCUCCGUCCUAUGCCUCCACUCGGGGUGGCUCGCGCUCAACCGACUCCCUGGGCAGCUUCACCUCUCCCUCCCUGAGCGACCAAGGGGACGAGCACCGCCUGCACCUCUCCCACCUCUCCCUGACGGGGGCGACCUCAUCCUCCCGGCCCGCUGAGGAGCAGCUGAAGAGCAGCGACCCCCACCUCCUGGACAUGGUGACCUCUGAGAUCCUGCAGCAGGGACCCCCAGUGGACUGGAGUGACAUUGCAGGCCUGGAGCUGGCCAAGGCCACUCUGAAGGAGGAGGUUCUCUGGCCCAUGCUACGUCCGGACAUGUUCAGCGGCCUAGGUUCGGCCCCGAGGUGCGUUCUACUGUUCGGCCCCAGAGGAACGGGCCGGACGUUGCUGGGCCGCUGCAUGGCCAGCCAGCUGGGGGCGCCCUUCCUGCAGCUCAGAGGCUCCACCUUGGCCACCAAGUGGCUGGCAGAGGGUGACAAGAUCCUGCGGGCCUCCUUCCUGGUGGCGCGCUGCCGCCAGCCCUCAGUGCUGUUCAUCAGCGACGUGGACAUGCUGCUGUCAGCCCAGCUCAGCAACGAGAGCCCCGUUCACCGCCUCAAGGCCGAGCUCCUGGCCCAGCUUGAUGCGCUGCUCCUGGGGCCGGCCGAUGACUCCAACAACCACGUCCUGGUGGUCUGCUCCACCAGCAAGCCCCAGGACAUGGACGAGGGGCUGCGACGGUACUUUGGCCGGCGGGUCCUGGUGCCACUGCCGGACGGUUCGUCCCGCCACCACAUGCUGAGCCAGCUGCUGUCCCAGUCCCAGCGCAAGUACUGCCUCAGUGAGGAGGAGCUGGUGCUGCUGGUCCAGCGCACCGAGGGCUUCUCCGGCCUGGACGUGGCAAGGCUGUGCCAGGAGGCCCUGGUGGGCAUGCUGCACACCUCCUCCCAAGGCCUGGACCUCUCGGUGAGCAUAAUGCCCACGGGCCAGAUGCGACCCCUCACCUACCAGGACUUUGACAGUGUUUUUUGCAAAUUCCAGCCCAGUAUAUCGCAGAAAGAGAUCGACACGUACACAGAGUGGAACAAAAUGUUUGGGUGCGGUCAGUGAACCUCGGGGGGAAAGUCCUCAAGAAAGAGGCGUUGGGAAUUCUUUGACCUGGCUGUGGUGCUAACCAGAGAGGAAGGCACACAAGAGGGGCGAUGUAAACCCCCCACACGUGAGACCUGACACCAGAGGUGGAGAAACAUCAAGAGACUUGGUUGGAGUGAUACCUGAUGGUUUUGCAGGUAACGAGCAGAGAUUUCAUUAGGAUGCUUGACGCUGCUAAAGUCAGGCAUAGUUAUACACAUUAAGAAGGGGUCAACUUGAGAAGAGACAGAGGAGGACCGUGUGUAUAUAUACAUUUGUUGUUGUCCCCUAAAAAUGUAGUUGGCUAACCAAGUGCCUGUAGUGGUGCUUUCUUAAUUAUAAUUUCUUUUUUUUAUGUAUAAUGAUUUCGUUUGCCUCACAAUCUACAUUAAUGGCAUGUGCUGAUAUUAUGAGCUUUAAACUUCAACAGCAAAAAUUAAAAUUAGAGUUGCCAUUUUCUCCUGCCAUUUCACCAAGUAUCAACAGUAUUCCUCAGGGGGUGACAGGAAUUUGGACCCCCGAUCCAUACACUUCAUCUCUGAUCCUCUGUCUGCAAAAAAAACUCAGGAAAGUGUUUGUGAAUUGUACAGUACCUCAGCGUCAUCACCACACAAAAGCACUACAAUCCUCUGAGAGUAUUAAGACCAAGAUUUUUGUCAUUUAUAUCAUAUCUAGAGAAACAGUGUUAGGUUUACCUCGAACCUUCUAGGGGAGACGGUCAAGGAGAUGAAAAUGAAUGUAACCAGAUUUAGUUCUGGAACGACGGGACAAAUAAGUCAAUAUGGAGAUUUCUCUUUUUCUUUUCCGAAGGUGCUUAAAUGAAGAAUUUGGCGAUGAGUUCAGUUUCCAUUUUAAGGUUUUUAGAAAAUGCGAUGCCCGAGUGUGUUUUUCUGAUCCCGAGUUGUGUAUUGAUUGAAUCAAGAGAGUUGUUCCCCUGAUGUUUUAAGGGGGUGCUGAUGACCACGUAUAGUGGCUUAUGUGAAUGUUAGGGGAAGGUGGUCAACACCGAACAACUCUUUAGAUGGAACGAUGAACUUCAGUUGCUAUUGUGUGUUAUCACAGGAAGCCAUAGAAUUACUGUAAUUGACGAUGAAGCAGAAACGCCACCAAAUGAGAAAAAAAAGCAAACGGUGCCGUGACACAGUGUGUGAUUCCGUAUUUCCCAAAAUAAAAUGCAACUUUAAGAUCACAUACUUUCUGUUCUACCUCAGUUGGUUUCAACUCAUCUAGGAGGCAGCAGAACAGUCUCAGAUCCAAAAUGGCCAAAUGCUAAUUACUGCUAUAUGUCAGCCAGUCGAGUCGGUUUGAAUGAGAAAAGGCUGCCAGCUUUAUUCAUCACCGAGGUCAGAGGUUCAGCACCAGGGGCUCAAUUCCAAACCUGUUUUCAGUUCCUUACCAGUGGUCCUCAUUGGCUUAUCCAGGUACAGAUCUGACGUGAUAAGACUGUCCACAACACUAUGGCUAUAAUGAUUGAACUCUGGAAUGCUCUGGAGAUUUUCGGUCAUAUUGCUAACACCUAUCCAGUUGUGUCAUAUCUGCAAGGAGACUCAACAAGGGCUUGCGGGUAGGAGCUAGGUAUUGUUUAAGGUAUUUGGCCAAUCGCAUCCUCAUUGUAUUGUAUGUACACACAUUACCCCAAGCACAUGGUCAGGGUGGAUAUACCACUAAUUGGACACUCAUCCUGGCUCUUAAAGGCCCAGUACAGUCAAAAACGUGAUUUACCUGUGUUUUAUAUAUAUUUCCACACUAUGAGGUUGGAAUAAUAUGAAAAUUCUGAUAAAGUAAUUUUAGUGUACGAGCUAUUUGAAAAGACUGCCUGAAAUUUCUGCCUGUUUUGGUGGAAUGGAGAUUUGGCCAUUCAUGGUGAUAUCACCAUUCGGUAAAUUAGUUAAUAGACCAAUAAGAAAGAGGGUUCCAAACCUCUCUGCCAAUAACAGCACACCACUCAGACCACUCCCAGAAUGUCCUAGCAAAAUUAUUGCUUUAGAAAUUGCCCUUUGCUGAGAAGCUAUAUAUAUAUAUAUAU
Messenger RNA from Oncorhynchus nerka (sockeye salmon), 4426 nucleotides. Its product is annotated as fidgetin-like. The transcript has 3 exons. Bases 43 to 2379 code for a protein of 778 amino acids. The record is from RefSeq and is a predicted model, not a curated record. Gene Ontology annotation, molecular function: ATP hydrolysis activity; ATP binding; microtubule severing ATPase activity. NCBI's taxonomy places the organism in Eukaryota, Metazoa, Chordata, Actinopteri, Salmoniformes, Salmonidae.